Molecule: messenger RNA, 4593 nt
Organism: Saccoglossus kowalevskii
Lineage: Eukaryota; Metazoa; Hemichordata; Enteropneusta; Harrimaniidae
Product: mitogen-activated protein kinase kinase kinase kinase 5
Biological process (GO): protein phosphorylation; intracellular signal transduction
Cellular component (GO): cytoplasm
Molecular function (GO): MAP kinase kinase kinase kinase activity; ATP binding
Source: RefSeq, a predicted model, not a curated record
GGAAAUGGGGCCAGGGAAAAGACAUCGCAAUGGAUAACAAAUGUCACUUCAAUGAAAUUUACAACUAAGUUUCGUCUAUUUCACAUGAUUUUUACUCGGAUUUAUCACAUUUUUAUACGAAGAUGGCAACCGCACCGAGCGCUGAGAUAUCUAGACGAAAUCCCCAGGACGAUUUUGACUUGAUCCAGAGGAUAGGAAGCGGCACGUAUGGCGACGUCUACAAGGCUCGUAUGAGAUCGACAGGGGAGCUGGCUGCUAUCAAAGUCAUCAAGAUUGAACCAGGUGAUGAUUUCUCAAUUAUUCAGCAAGAGAUUCUAAUGAUGAGGGAAUGCAAGCACCCCAAUAUUGUCGCAUAUUUUGGCAGUUACCUGCGAAGAGAGAAGCUCUGGAUCGCCAUGGAGUACUGCGGAGGUGGGUCUCUGCAGGACAUCUAUCACAUUACUGGUCCUUUGACGGAAUUACAGAUUGCGUAUGUAUGCAAGGAAACUCUGACAGGGCUGGAUUACAUGCAUAAUGUUGGGAAGAUGCACAGAGACAUCAAGGGCGCCAAUAUUUUACUUACAGAAGAGGGCGACAUUAAAUUGGCUGAUUUUGGCGUUUCAGCACAGAUCACGCAGACUAUGUGUAAAAGGAAAUCGUUUAUCGGUACGCCAUACUGGAUGGCACCGGAAGUAGCGGCAGUUGAGAGGAAAGGAGGGUACAACUAUCAGUGUGACGUGUGGGCUGUGGGAAUCACAGCUAUUGAAUUAGCUGAGCUUCAGCCACCUAUGUUUGAUUUACACCCGAUGAGGGCGCUCUUCUUAAUGUCCAAAAGUGGAUUUGUCCCCCCUAAACUCCGGGACAAGGAGAAAUGGUCGCCAGUCUUCCACAAUUUUAUCAAAAUGGCAUUGACGAAAAAUCCCAAAAGGAGGCCAACCGCUGAUAAAAUGUUACAGCAUCAGUUCUUUACAGUAUCCCCGGAAAGGUUGACGAGGAGGCGAGCGUUAGAACUGUUGGACAAAGUCAACAAUCCCACUAACAGUGUAUUCACUGUGGUUGAUGACGACGACGACCCGGCAGAGCCUUCAAAUGACGUACCUCAUCGCAUUUCUUCCAAAAAGACUGGGAAAGACAAACAGAGGCCUCAGUCAGAAAUAGACAUGGAGAGCUUGGCGCUUGAGUUGCCGCCAGUGAGAGAAACGCAGAUUGAGAGAGAUGAACCGACAGUGUAUCAGCCUUGGCAACCAAUUGAACAAGAACCUAUCAUAAGUAAAAGAAAGAGUCUCUUAGCAUCAGUUGAAGAGGAAUUACAAAAACGGUAUGCAGUGCAUACUUUUGCUAUGGUAAAGUUCCAGAUGCCGGAUGACGUGGAGGAAGCACGAGACUCUCCAGAACGAAAGAGGCGGUCGAGAGGGACAAGCACUAAUGGAGAUGCACCUCCACCAGGCACCACAAAUGGUGACGUUGUGGACGAAGCCAUGGCAGCUGCAGAAGACAAACCUCCCCAGGUACCGCCGAGAAAACCCAAAAAUGAGUUUGUGAAAAAAGAACCUGGUGAAUCCAGUAACGGUCUUCCACCAACUCCCAAAGUUCACAUGGGAGCUUGUUUUUCUAAAGUUUUUAAUGGUUGUCCAUUAACAAUAAACUGUGCCUCCAGCUGGGUGCAUCCAGAGACGAGAGCACAAUAUUUAUUAUUUGGUUGUGAGGAAGGCAUUUAUGCGCUUGAUAUGACGUUACUGCACGAUUCUGCUAUGGAUCAGAUUUUUCCAAGGAGGUGUACAUGGUUGUAUGUAAUAAACAAUACAAUGAUGUCUCUUUCGGACAACAUUAUGAUGAUGUUGGAUAAGAACGUGAAAUUUCAUAUCCCAGCUCCAAUCAGUCACAAUCUUCAUAAGAUUCCAGAUAAAUUCAUACCCAGAAAGUUUUCCGUCUCGGUCAAAGUGCCGGAAACGAAAGGCUGUUCAAAGUGCUGUAUCGCACGAAAUCCGUACAAUGGUCACAAGUAUUUAUGUGGGGCGCUGCCGCAUGGAGUGGUGCUACUACAAUGGUAUAAACCAUUAAACAAGUUUAUGCUUAUAAAGGUUAUAGAAUGUAUGAUGCCACCAGUGUUAGAACUGUUUUCUUUAAUUAUUAAUACUGAAAUGGACUACCCAUUGGUAUGUACAGGCGUGGCGAAAGGGGUGGAAAGAAAUAAUUUACAAUUAGAUAUAAUAAAUUUGAAUUCAACUUCGAAUUGGUUUGCAUCACAUCCAUCACCAGACCGACUUCUGCAAGCAGUUUGCGUGGCGCAGCUAGAAAGAGACACAGUUCUUGUCUGCUAUGACAGAGAAGUAAAAGUGGUCAAUUUGUCAGGAAGGCUGAAGCCGAGUCGGAAACAGGCAGCGGAAUUACACUUUGAUUUUGCUGUAGAAUCUGUGGUUGUGUUACAAGACAGCGUACUCGCCUUUCAUAAACAUGGAAUGCAGGGGAGGAACUUUAAAGCCAAUGAGGUGACGCAAGAAAUUUGUGACAAAUCACGAAUGUUCAAGCUCUUAGGAUCGGACAAAGUUAUCAUAUUGGAGAGUCGGCCCACAGACGAUCCCACGGCACAGUCUAAUCUCUACAUUCUCGCUGGACAUGAGAACACCUACUGAAGUGGGCGGUGGCCACAGCAGUGGUGGUGGCAGCGGCAGCCCUGCUUUGCCAUAUAUGGACAAUAGUUGGCUUUGAUAUUACUUGGAAUGCAGGGGUUCUACAAAGUAUCUACAAAUGUGUGUAACCAAUGACAUCAUCCCCCCUCCCCCCACGGAGUAUCAGACACUUGUAUUGCUGCUCCUCUUCAAUAGCCAUAUCAUGGAACUUUGAGCAAGAAGAAUUUCGUGUUUAAUAAACAAAUAAAAAUAACAUAAACAAGUGAAUUUGCUCAUUUUCAUGUCAAAUAAAUAAUUGAAAAAAAUGAAAUAUUAUCAUGCAGUUCAUUGCAAACUGUUAUCCAGGUUAGCAGAUUAUUUUCUAAUGUUACUGUGGUCCUUUUGUCACUACUUGUAUCGCGAUGUGGUUCGCUUUCCAUCUAUAUUCCUAAUUUAAGACGACUCCAUAUUAUGCAAAAUAUUAAAUGCCUUUUUUCAUUGAAUAGUGCAAUAAUGGAGGUGUUUUUUUCUCUUUUUUUUUUGUGCCUGCAAUUUUUUUGUUUUUUCAAGAAAAUGUUUCUAUCUGUGUGGUUGCAUUUGUUUGGGAGUGUUAUGAAGCCUGCCUUACACAUGUUAAUAUAGGUAGUGUCUAUUGCAGGCUAAGGACCAACUGAACUGUCGCACACUCGUUAAGUGUAGCAGUAUCGAGAAGUUUGCGCACGGAUCACUUUUUGAUCACAUAACCAAGGUGGCCUUUGUGACUGGAUUAUUAUUAUUAUUAUUAUUAUUAUUAUUUUUUUUUUUUUCAAACAUAUAUUUCAUUAUUUUCUUUCUUUGGGAAAAAUACAAAAAGCAAAACUUUGGUUUACAGUGUUAUCCUCCUAGAGUAGCUUAUAGUAAAAGUCUGCUUCUAAUUGGUGAUACUGGAAAACGUAAUAUAUUGUGUACAAAUCGCUGUUUUUAGGAGAUUUCUCUUAACGUACAGUAAUGAGGUAUUUUUCAUCUUCAGUGCAAAAUUUAAAAAAUAAUUUAAGACAACAAAAAUUUAUGUAAUAUGUUAGUGUGUACCGGUAUUUUCUGAGAUAUUACUUAAUUAUCCAUGUUACAAACAUAGAAUAACAGCGAUAUGUUCAUAUUUGUUUCAUCACAAUCGUGAUCGAUUUUAAAGGUUGAAGGUUUUCUUCUCGCGUCUUUGAUUUGGGUCUCAUACAAUGUAGAAUACGCGAACUGUGACGACCACUGACCUUCAAUGUAAAACUUGGCGACAUGCAAAAAAAAUAGAUAAUUAUACAGAAUAAAUGAUUUGUCCAUUUAUUUUCAACCCCUCCCCGCCCCUUUCAGUCACAAAUGAUAUUUAUUAUUUCAGAUAUCUUUAUUUAGUUUACACAAGUGCCUAAGUAGCUAAUAAUGCGCGAGAAUUCUUGUCUGCGAAUGUUUGCUGCCCUCUAGUGAUAGGAUGUGUUUAUUUUUCUGUCUACAGAGGGCGCUCCAUUCGCUUCACGGUGUUCUUUUUUUAUUUCGUUUUUUGUACAGCUGCUUAGCUUCUUAGUGUAGCUUUUUCAGGAGUAUUAUUUUUUUUUUAUUCAAUUUGUUGGUACUUAUUACAAUUCUAAAUCUGGUCUUGGCAUAACACGUUGGAAUAUGGGGCCAUUUCUUUUUGUUUAGCAUGAAAAUUAUCACGAGUAACAUCACAUAUGUACAUCUCUUCAUAGGCUAUAAGCCAUUACGCAGAUCCAUAGUAUUAUUAAUGAGCUGGCUUGCAUAUUUAAUUGGUUACGGCAGAUUUCUGCAACACCUCAUUUGAAUGCACAUUCUGUGUAAACCAAAGAAAACCAGCUAACAUAUUAAUUAAUAACAACAUGUACCAUCUGUAUUCAAAUACAAUAAUGGCGCUGAUUUUGGGUACGUACCCAAAAGUGUUAUAUUUGCAGCGCUUCUUGUGACUAACUGUGAUCAGAAUCUGAUUUUGUUUUGUGUGCAUAUUAAUAAACUAGCUUGCAUAUUA